This is a messenger RNA of Elgaria multicarinata webbii, 2165 nucleotides long. RefSeq names its product tumor necrosis factor receptor superfamily member 6-like. Gene Ontology annotation, cellular component: membrane raft; external side of plasma membrane; CD95 death-inducing signaling complex. NCBI's taxonomy places the organism in Eukaryota, Metazoa, Chordata, Lepidosauria, Squamata, Anguidae. The record is from RefSeq and is a predicted model, not a curated record. Gene Ontology annotation, molecular function: protein binding; tumor necrosis factor receptor activity. The transcript has 10 exons. Bases 197 to 1357 code for a protein of 386 amino acids. Gene Ontology annotation, biological process: motor neuron apoptotic process; negative regulation of apoptotic process; necroptotic signaling pathway.
CGGGCGGGCGGACGGACGAACUUUUGUCUCUCUUAAUAACUUUUCUCGGCAGCGCUGAUUGGGAUUCAUUGGGGCUGGGUAAAACACACACACACACACACAACCCCAGUGAUACGACUCGGACGUUUUCGCGGCGCAAGACGUUUAGAGGUACGUCGUGAUUUCAAGCUGAAGUCCUGGAAAGUUCCCUAAGGCGAUGAAGCUCUGGCCGGCGCUUUGGGCGCUGUUGGCAUUAGUGGCGAAGGUGGAAUCUCCAGCGCUGAGAAUCAACUGUAAUGAUGGAGAAUAUCCAUAUUCUGGACAAUGUUGCAAAAAAUGCCCUGCAGGUACCCACGUUGGUGAACACUGCAGUGCUCCGCAGACGUUGGGAAUUUGUAUGCCCUGCACAGAAGGAGAGGACUACACUAAACAUGAAAAUGCACUUUUGCAAUGCUUAAGUUGUGACGAAUGCAAUUCUGGGUUCAGAAUGGUGAGGCCCUGCACUGUGAAGAGCAACACUGAAUGCCAGUGUAAGGAAGGGUAUUACUGUCCUCCAGGGUAUGAGGAAUGUAUCAGGUGCAAGACCAAGUGUCCUGAAGGGAAGGAGACGGUACGUAAGUGCAGUGCCACCACAGAUAUGGAAUGUGGGCCAGUGCCUGCAGAAUCUACGAAUCCUACACUCAUAUGGGGCUUGACUUCCCCAUUUGUUGUUCUUUUGGUUGUGGUGAUUUCUAUUUGGGGAGUGAGAAAGUGUCGCUCUAAAAAGGAUGAAGAAAAAGACGGCAAAGAUUAUUUGAUACAAUCUGUAGCAGGUAGCAAUCUGAUCCUGAAUUCUAAGCCUGAAGGAUCCACUUCUGAGAGUUGUGAAUCGAGAAAUGAGUUGAUAAAAAAUGCUGAUAGAAGCAACUUGGCGUUGGGCGGCACAGAUGAAGAACCUGGCUUUGCAAUUGCCCCAUCUGCUCCACCACAACAGUCAGAGGAGUCUGCCAUUAGGAAUGUGCAAUCAAAUUUACAGGUGCUGGAAUCCAAUAAACCUCAGCGAGUGAUCGUUAAAAAGUUGUCUUCUGAAAGGGCUGAAAAGCUAAAGAAAAUCUAUUUUGGAUCAAUUAGCAUGGUGCUACCACGUGACCGGAUCUCACAUAUGAGGAAAAGUGGUUUAUCAGAAAAUGACAUUGCCAAAAUAAAAUAUGAUAAUCCUAAUGAUACUGAUGAACAGUAUUAUCAGAUGUUAAAAACUUUACAAGACAGAUUUGGAAUAGACGAUGCAUUAUAUAAAUUAUUAGAUGGCUUAUGGCACAUGAAGCUUAAUGGUAUUUAUGAAAACCUAAUAAAUGAAUUAGUAUGCAAUGAUAUAAUAACACUGGAGACCAAAGACUAAUGUCUUGGUUGUUUUUUGUUUUGUUUUUAAGUACAAAAACAGAAUCUGCAAACUACAGACUGUAGUGGUCUGGCUUUUAUACAUUUUCAUGCAUAUUACUUUUUGCUGAUGAUGUAUAAGCUGAAACAGCUGUUAAAACAAAUAUGGAGACCAGUUUAAUGGAAUGAUGCAUAUUUGUAUAUGUGUGUUUUGUAAGAUCUAAACUGGGCAAUGUAUGUACUUGAACAUCUUUGAAUUACUGUAUUUGAACAUUUGAUGAAGUGAGCUUGGGCAAUGUUCAAAAAUCUCAAUUUCUUUGUCAUCUUUCUUGAGAUAAGGUUUUUUUAAAAAUAUACAUAGUGCCAAGGUGAUGAAAGUUAAAAUAUCAAGGAUUAAAAUUUAAAGUAUAUUUUACCUUGACACUGCUCUCUUAUUAGGAAAAUACCCCUUUAUCAAAUGUACUAUUGUGACCAAACUUCAGUGUAAUACUAUAGGUUUUUACAUGAAUUGCUCAAUGUUUUUAUUAAUGUUCAGCAGGCUGAAACUAGGCAUAAUAGUUUUUGCUUGGAGCCAGAACCCCAAGGACAUCGUCCUGUACAAGCAGAAUCCCAUAUGUAGAGGUGUUCCUGGAGAAGACCUUGGAGUUUGGGCAGUUCUACCUCUGUAUUGGCUAUUUAUGACCACAAAAGACUGGUGGUUUGGGGCAUUUGUUAAAUUCUGUGCUUUUCAAGUGCAAUUCUGAAAUCAUACAAUUUGAUGAUUAUUUUUUUACAAUUUCAAUCACUUUUAUAUUUUGAAAGUAUUUUCUAAUAAAAUACUUAACUGUUAA